UAAAAUAUUUAAUAUAUAAGGAGACUAUAAAUUUAAUUGAACAUAAAUCCAUAAGUGAAAAUGAGGUCCUACAUAGCUUGCGUAGUUGUUUUCUCUAUUAUUUGCGUUGCCUUAGCCCAAUACCUUACGCCAAUCCCUGGUGGCAAAAGUGGAGAAGGUAUAACAACCAGGUACUGGGAUUGCUGCGCACCAUCCUGUGCUUGGGAUCAAAUCGUUCACACUAAAAAUGGUGUUCCGAUUCAAACAUGUCUUGUUGAUGGAGUAACUCCGAGCGAGCGCAGUCAUAAUGGUCAAUCUGGCUGCGUUGAGGGAGGAACUGCAUUCACUUGUAACAGCCAGCAACCAAGGAUUGUUAACUCUUCCUUGUCUUAUGCUUUUGUAGCUGCUUCAUUUGCAGGUGGUUUAGACACAGAAGAUUGCUGCAUUUGUCUCGUCAUGGACUUCAAAGGUGAUCUCAGUGGGAAGAGGCUUAUAGCUCAAGUCACAAACACCGGAGCAGCUCUGGAGGAAAACCACUUCGACAUUCUAAUACCAGGUGGAGGUGUGGGCGUGUUUCCACUUGGAUGUUCUAGACAAUGGAAUGCUCCAGCUACUGGUUGGGGUGAGCAAUAUGGUGGAGUUACUAGCGAGGAACAGUGCAGCGAGUUACCCGCAGUAUUGCAAGAUGGGUGCAGAUGGAGGUGGACCUUUAUGAACGGAGUUUCUAAUCCUAAUGUAUCUUUCUACCAAAUUAAAUGCCCAGCUGAAUUAGUUGAUAUUAGUAAAUGUGGAGAUAUGUAAAUUUUCGAUAAUAAAUUGUUUUGAC
Molecule: messenger RNA, 805 nt
Organism: Psylliodes chrysocephalus
Lineage: Eukaryota; Metazoa; Arthropoda; Insecta; Coleoptera; Chrysomelidae
Source: the annotation of a GenBank genome assembly